This is a messenger RNA of Vanessa atalanta (red admiral), 7288 nucleotides long. Its product is annotated as NFX1-type zinc finger-containing protein 1-like. NCBI's taxonomy places the organism in Eukaryota, Metazoa, Arthropoda, Insecta, Lepidoptera, Nymphalidae. Gene Ontology annotation, biological process: regulatory ncRNA-mediated heterochromatin formation. Bases 473 to 6418 code for a protein of 1981 amino acids. The record is from RefSeq and is a predicted model, not a curated record. Gene Ontology annotation, cellular component: nucleus; nuclear RNA-directed RNA polymerase complex. Gene Ontology annotation, molecular function: zinc ion binding; helicase activity. The transcript is spliced from 28 exons.
CAUGCGCUUAUAUAGUAGAUACUAGAUAUCGGUAUCGAAUACUAUUCAGAAUUUAAAGAGCGUUAGUGGUGUUUUGUCAAGUACUCUUUAUAUUAAGAACAUCUUAAAAAUGGAUGAGGAUGACCUAUUAAGGCGACCAUCAGCGUGAGCUGCUACACUAUAUUUUAAAACAAUAACAAUCAGGAAUCAGCCGGGGCGAAAGUAUCAAGGACGAAUCGCACUAAAUACAUUUGGUCCGUAAAGGUGGCAGGCUAGGCACAUUUGCUAUACAUUUGUUUUCAACUGACUAUCCAUGUCAAAGUAGCAUAGCAUCUAAAUUUCAAUAUGUUCAUCAUACUAUAGACCAGCAGGAUUACAAAAUGUCCGUAGCAACUUACCACAACGCGGAAAAGCACGCAGUCAGUCCCUAAAUCCUAGAAGGCUAGUGAGCCGAAAUCAUCCCGAAAAUAUUACUUAUGCUGGACAUCCAGCAAUGAAUGAAAUUCAGAACCGAACACCUAGAAAUAGAGCACCACAUUUUAAAGAACCAAAACCAAAACAUCCCUAUUUAAGAAACGGCAGAAAUGUCAAUAAAUCUGAACAAAUGGAUUCAACGAACAUGACAACCAGUAAAAACCGUCAGGACCGAGGCCAAGAAGUUGAUAACAAAAUAAGAAAGAUGGGAUUUUUAACCUUAGAAGCAUUGGCAAAAUCAGAUGCUAAAGAUAUACUUGCAAACUUGAACGCUAAGAAGGAAGGAUUUCUGAAUCUUUUGCAAUCUCCAAUUGAGCGACCUGACGUACAUGUACUGAUUAUGGAACUCUUAUCAAAAAUAUGUGAAUCUUCAUUUCAUCAGUUAAAAUUAACUGUAAUAUUGGAUGUUUGUAAUUCGCAAUAUAUUGGCAAUUUUAAAAAUUAUUUGUUGGAUUUACCCUACGUUUUAAACAAGUCUACAAACAAUAAAUACUGGAAAAAUGAAAUGGAAUUUUGGAAGAAUUUUAUAGCUUUUUGUGAAUCCAUCAUAGUAAUGUCGCCAUCGACUGCGUUGACCAAAUGUAGAUCUCUCAUAGAAGGAAGUUCUAAAUGUUGCCUAGAGGGGCUACAAGAUAGGCAUAAUUUUACAUUACCCGAGGAAUAUAACUUGAAGUUAAUACAACUUCGUGAGACGUUGACGGCGCAUGAAAAUGACAAAACUGCGAAAGAAGAACGAAAGCUCGUUUUUGGGGAUGAAGAACAAGAACCACCGGAGAAUUUCAGGAAUUUGAGCGUCGUGCCACGCCGGGAAGAUUUGAUCGAUGAACGUCCAUAUUUGAGAGCAAAUUUGAUAUCAGGCAGAUAUUGCGAUGUGGAACAUUAUCUAGACGUACAAUUCAGGCUCCUCCGUGAAGAUUGCUUCGGACCUCUUCGGGAAGGAAUACUCCAGUUUAUUCGAGAUCCCACCAAAAAUAAAUACGAUAAUAUACGAGUUUAUCAUAAUGUCAAAUUUGUUGAGUCCUAUAUAUCGCCACAGAAAAUUGGUUCCGUUGUGGAAGUUGAUGAUUACACUAAAAAAAGAUUUAAAAAGAUAAACUGGUCUUAUAGCAAGCGAUUUAUUUAUGGAUCGCUAGUUCUAUUUACCAAGGACAAUUGCAAUACAUUUAUUGUAGCGACGAUAAUUGACCGAAAUAUAAAAUAUAUGGACAACGGAAAAAUUCCAGUGUCAAUUAUUGAUCUUAUCGACGUUGGUGAUUAUUUAUAUGGAAAUCAAAAAUAUACGAUGAUUGAAAGUGAAGUUUAUUUCGAGCCUUAUUAUCAUAUUCUGAAAGCUCUACAGGAUUCGACAUUUCCCGAACAUAUAGCAAUGAAAAAAUAUAUCGUCGAUGUUGAUCCUGAACCUACUCAUCCUGCGUAUUUACAAGUAGAUAAAUCAUAUAAAGUAAAAACAUCCGAUUUCAAAAGCAUGACAUUUAAUGUACUCGAUUUUAAUACGUGGCCAUCUAAUGAUGACUUUGGAUUUAAUCAAAGUCAGUAUGAAGCAUACAAAACCGCUUUGACUCGCGAGUUUGCCGUGAUUCAGGGUCCGCCGGGGACUGGCAAGACAUUUUUGGGUAUUAAAAUAGCACAAACAUUGUUACAGAAUAUUGACAAGCGCGGAUGCGUGCUAUUACUUGUGUGCUAUACGAACCACGCUUUGGAUCAAUUUUUAGAAGGUCUUAUACCGGUUACGAAUUCAAUUGUAAGGAUUGGUGGUCAAUCUCGAAAUGAGGCUAUGGAAAAGUUUAACUUAAAUCAACUUAGGAAGCAAUCAACGAGAAGUUCAUCAAGUGCUGUUCGACUUUUUCAUGGGCAAAAAAACGAGUUAAAAACAAACAUAUUAAAAUUACAGGCAGCUCAAAGUGAAAUCGACUCCAUAAACGAGUCCAUAGUUAGUUAUACUUGCAUGACAGAAUAUGUUCCAGGGUGUUCGAACCUUGGAGAUUUAUAUAAAACAACUCUCAAAAGUGGAAAAGACCCAUUAUCUUUUUGGUUAUUUGAAAACUUAGAAUACGACUUCAAAGAACCUAUUACAUUCAAAGAAGAUCAGACAGAAGAAUGUAUAAAUACAGAAUUCAUGAACAAUAAUAAUGAGGUCAUCAUGGAUGAUUUUGAAAUAGACAACAAUCAAUUUUCUUAUUCUAGCAUUAAGAAAGCGUUUUCUUUAAAGAUUGCAAAAACUCAACUAUUACAUAGCACUCAACAAUAUCAAAAAAAAAAUUUGAAUUCGACUUAUAAACGUAAUCUACACUUUGAUAUUGUUGCUCUGAGAGCCCGGAUAAAGCGUUUUACUGAAAUGAAAAACUAUGAAUUGCUAGGAACUCAUACGACUCCAGUUGAUUUACAAAAUCUUCGCAAUUUGCCUAUGAUUGAUCGGUGGCUAUUGUACUUCCGUUGGACGAAAAUAAUUACAAAUAAACUUAAAAACGAUAUUAGACCUCUACAGGAGUCUGUGAAAGAUUCGAAUACUGCUUACGAAGAAUCAAGAAUGCUACUGGACGUUCAGUUGUUGCAGAAUGUCAAAGUGAUUGGCAUGACAACUAGCGGCGCAGCGAGACUAAGAAAGUUGCUAAUGGUGCUAGCGCCACCUAUUGUUAUCGUGGAGGAAGCCGCAGAAGUAUUAGAACAGCAUAUUGUUACAUCGCUCACUAAAAGUUGUGAACAUCUAAUCCUUAUUGGCGACCACCAGCAGCUGCGACCGUCGGCGGCGCACAUGCGGCUCGCCAAGCACUUCAACCUGGAGGUGUCGCUGUUCGAGCGCAUGAUCCUCAACGCCGUGCACAGCCGGCGCCUGUCCGUGCAGCACCGCAUGCGCCCGGACAUAUCCGCGCUCAUCGUGCCGCACAUCUACGCCGAGCUGCUCGACCACCCGUCCGUCGCCCACUUCCCCGACGUGCGCGGCCUCACCGACAACGUCUUCUUCUUCUCACACGAGUACCAGGAGGAGGUCGUGAAUGAAAGUUCCAGCAAAGCGAACAAAAAAGAAGCAGACCUGACUCUUGGUUUCGCCAACUAUAUAAUGCAACAGGGCUACCAGCCACAAGAUGUCACCAUAUUAACCGCUUACUCCGGUCAAAUGUUUUAUUUGAGAAAACAAAGACCUUUAUAUGCACAUCUGUCUAAAGUGAAAAUCACGGUUUUGGAUAAUUACCAAGGCGAAGAAUCAAAAAUCAUAAUACUUUCGCUCGUGAGAAAUAACGAUCAGAAAAAAAUCGGAUUUUUGGGAACGAAAAACCGUAUCUGCGUUGCGUUAUCCAGAGCCAAGGAAGGGUUUUACAUAUUCGGCAACAUCGAUAUUUUGAAAGAGAAUUCGAACUUGUGGACUAAAAUCGCUGAAACCUUAGAAAACCAGGGAUCAUUGGGGACAAGCAUACAUCUCAAAUGUCAAAACCAUCCGGAUCAAAUAACGACCAUUUCGUCAGUGGAGGACUUUAGUAAAGUACCUGAAGGCGGCUGCCUCUUGAAAUGCAAUUACAAUUUGCCCUGUCUUCAUGCUUGUCCACUUGUAUGUCAUAGCUAUGACCCAGGACAUGCUACUAUUAUUUGUCCGUUUAAAUGUGAAAGAAUUAUUUGUCACCUGAAUCAUGUUUGUCCCUUGAUGUGCAAAAACAAAUGUGAACCGUGCAAGCAAAUGAUAACGAAAAAAUUACCGUGCGGCCAUUAUAAGGAAAUAUUCUGCUAUUUAAAUCCCACAGACCCAUCGAUAAAAUGUCUAACAACCGUUUCUGUCAAAUUACCAAAAUGUGGACAUGAGGUUAACAAAUCGUGUUAUAUGGACACGCACAAGGUGUCGUGCCCGGUGCCGUGCGGGCUGCUCGUGGAGCGCUGCGGGCACGCGUGCGCGCGUUCCUGCCACGUCCAGGACGACCCCGAUCACGAAUUUUAUAAAUGCUCGAAACCUUGUGUAAAAGCUAAGAAAGGCUGCACAAUGGAUAUGGAAGGUGAUCGUGGAGAUCAUCAGUGCAGAAAGCAGUGUCAUGAGACAUGUGACGACUGUAACAUAGAAGUUGUAAAGAAAAGAACGUCAUGCAAGCACAAGGAACGUAUCGCGUGUUCUAAGAACGUGGACGAGACGCCUUGCCGCAAGAAGUGCGCGCGAACGUUGCCAUGCGGACACUUCUGUAUGAAGAAGUGCUUCGAAAAUUGUGGCGACUGCAAAAUAAAGGUGAAGAAGCCGAUCCCGGAGUGCGGUCACGAGGUGGAGCUGGAGUGCGGCGUGGAGGCGACGCGCGCGCGCUGCGUGCGGCCGUGCGCGCGCCGCCUGCGCUGCGGCCACGCGUGCCACCAGCUCUGCCGCGACGCCUGCGACGCCACGCUCUGCACCGAGCUCGUCCCGCACCACUUCGACUCCCCCUGCGGACACCGAGUGCAGCUGCCUUGCAACGCCUACUCCGCGGCAAAUGGUUCCCCGAGCCACGAGACGCUACUGGAGCAUUGCAGGGUGGUAUGCGGUGCUGAACUAGAGUGCGAACACAUUUGCGCCGGCAACUGCGCGAGCUGUCUCCGUGGACGUCUGCACCAGCCCUGCAGUCAGCUCUGUAAACAAAUAAAUAUCUGUGGACACGAAUGCGAGGAACCGUGCAACGAGUUGUGCCCGCCCUGCAACAAAACUUGCGAGAUGAAAUGCGUGCACGCGCGUUGUCCGCGACCCUGUGGUGCGCCCUGCAUUUCUUGCAAUGAGCAGUGCACACGUGCGUGCCCGCACGGGCGCUGCUCGCGGCGCUGCGGCGAGCAGUGCUCGCGCGCGGGCUGUUCACACCCGUGCCCGCUGCUGCUCGCAUGCGGACACGCGUGCCGCGGCCUCUGCGGCGAGAGAUGCCCUGACAUCUGCAAGAUUUGCAAUCCAGACGACUUUCCCAAAGACUUUCUGGGAGACGAAUUUAACGACGAAGCUUUAUUUGUAGUUUUAGAAGAUUGCGGUCACAUAAUGGAAUUUGAGGAUAUGGAACAUCUAAUGAAUUCUGAAACCGAAUCUAUAUCUAUUCGUGCUUGCCCGUUUUGCCGCAAGCCCAUCAUAAACACACCUCGUUACAAAGAUUUAGUUAAUAACAGAAUGAAAACUGAUAUAAAUCCUAUCAAGGAGCGUGUUUAUGGCAAUGUACAAAAGAAUCUUGAUACCAAGAAUAGCUUACUUGAAAAUAUAUCAAAGUUCCAGAAUGCACACAAAAAUAUAUUAUCAGACAAACUACAUUCAGAUUGGAAAAAUGCCUUCAAAAUAUUGCAGAAUUUCAUCCACAAAUAUAAAAAAAAGAAUUCACUAUUACAAUUAAAUAUGCAUUUUAUGUAUUUAAAUAUUUUGGAAAAGUUGGCAAAAAUUUAUGAAAAUUUCAAAACAGCUAAAUUGACAGAGUUGCAAGACGAGCUUGUUGAAAAUAUUUCACUAAUAUCUUGUUUUCUUAUAAGAAACGUAAGAAAGAUUAGCCAACAACAACAAAUGGAUAUCCGUAAUGAAAUAAAACGUCUGAAUUCAAUUGUACAGCUUUCAAAGCUAUUAAGCAGCAACAGUUACAAGAUAAGCAGAUCUGAUCCAAAAGUAAACGAAGCAAUGGAAGCUGCAAAAAAUAUGGUUCUCGGAAUUGGCAUUUACAAAGAAGAUAAUGCUAUUAAUGCACUCAAGAUAUUUCAAGAUGGUAUAAAAGCGUCUGGUAUAGUGACAAAGGCUGAACGUGAUAUGAUUGUUCGGGCUAUAGGUGCUAAAGCUGGGCAAUGGUUCAAGUGUCCAAAUGGUCAUUUCUAUAGCAUAAACCGAUGUGGAGGUGCUACGGUUGAAGGCAUAUGUAUAGAAUGUAAAGCACGUAUUGGAGGAACUAAUCAUAGAUUGCUUGGAGAUAACAAGCACGCGCCUGAAAUUGAUAAUUCGAAAUUUCCAGCGUGGUCUGAAGAGGCUAACAAUAUGGCAAACUUCGAUUUUGAAAAUUUAUGGUAGUUUACAAAUUUGAAUUACAGACACCGAUUAUGAAGUUGUAAAAUCAUGCUAUAGUUAAAAAUGGUCUACAGUGUAUUGUAGAGAUAUUAUUAGAUAAGUUUGUACUGCACCCAAAUGUAUCCGUCUUUUACAAUCCUAAAAACUUCUUGCGAAUAUCGCAGGACGUAAUAUAAUUAUAUUAAUACAACUGCAAAAAGUACUUCAUUGGGAAAUUUAAAUUUCUAUAAAAUAUAUAAUAGUUAUUAUGUCCCUAAGCUAACUAAUACUUUAAGAACAUAAAUAAUGUUUGCUUAUUAGUAGUUAAAGUGAUACUUGAAUAAGUUUUAACUAUAUUGCUUGGUUUUACGUAAUUAUUUAACAAACCGAUGGAUUUUUACUUCUCCAUUUAAUUUUGAGAGAUCAGUUUAUUUCACCACUGCUACUUUUACUUUAUAAUUUGUACUAGCCCUUUAUCUAAAUUUAAUUAACUUGAUUUAAAUAAAAAAAAAUUGACAAAUAAAACUUUUAGAUAUAUAGUCCCAAAAAGCUUAAUUAUAAUAUAUUUCUUAAAUUGGAUUGUUUUAAUCUAUUCUCAUUUUGUUAUAAUUUAUAUAAUAUUAUUAUUUUACAUGUCUAUUCCAUUAUUGUCUGUUUGCUUUCGCCUUUUCAAACUUACAAGUACAUCUUUCCCUUGCAUACUAUAAUUCAUAUAAUAUGCACUCCCUUGCAUACUAUAUUUAUAUAAUGUCACUCCACUCCAUAUUUCUCUUCUUGAAAUCUUACGCAAUUUCAGCCAUUCUGACGCCUGAGCAAAAUUAUAUUCUUCAAGUUUCUGUACUCUGUUCAUUAGUUAAUUCAAAAAUCAAAGUAAGUUAGAUAUAAAUAAUAUAA